Molecule: messenger RNA, 1350 nt
Organism: Didymella exigua CBS 183.55
Lineage: Eukaryota; Fungi; Ascomycota; Dothideomycetes; Pleosporales; Didymellaceae
Product: lytic polysaccharide monooxygenase
Exons: 1
Coding region: 1-1350 (449 amino acids)
Source: RefSeq, a predicted model, not a curated record
AUGUCUCUCCGAUCAGUUCUUCUGGCCACUGCCACCCUCUGCGCAUACAUCGCCAACGCCCACAUCAUCAUGGACCAGCCUGUUCCAUACAGCGUUGACAAAAUCGACAACAGCCCUAUCACAAGUUCACAGUUCCCCUGCAAGUCUCAGAAUGGGUUCACUGUUUCUACAAUGAACAAUAUGGCUGUGGGUUCGCAACAGACCAUCAAGUUCAAAGGCACAGCAGUCCACGGUGGUGGCUCUUGCCAGCUUUCCGUCACAACCGACACCGAACCCACGGAAAACUCCAAGUUCAAGGUCAUUAAGUCCAUCGAGGGAGGCUGCCCCGGUGUUGACGGCACCACCAACGAGUACCAGUUCGAGCUCCCCGACAGCAUUCCCAAUGGCAAGGCUACCUUUGCGUGGACUUGGUUCUCCAAGAUGUCUGGUGCUCCUGAGCUGUACAUGAACUGCGCUCCUAUCGAGGUCACUGGCGGUGCAAGCGACACCACCGCUUUCGACGCUCUUCCCGAUAUGCUCGUUGCCAACAUUGGCGAGGGUUGCACAACUGCUCAGAACUUUGCUACUGAAUUCCCUGCUCCCGGCUCCGUUGUCGAGAAGGGCAACACCAACGACCAGAAGGCUCCUACAGGUAGCUGCGGCGCCACUGGCACCACUCCUGCUGACCCUUCAUCUCCUGCUAGCUCUGGUGCCCCCGCUUCCUCUGCUGGUGGCCAGGCUUCUGCUGCUCCUUCUUCCGCUGGUGGCAACGACGGCAUGUACACUCCCCCCGCUGGCGCUGGUACUACCUCUGCUGCUGCCACCUCUGCUGCUGCCACCUCUGCUGCUGCCGCUCCGUCCUCUGCUGCCGGUGGUGCCUCUGGAUAUGCCUCUACUCCCGUGGCUACAUCCAAGGCUGCUGCUACAUCCAAGGCUGCUGCUACUUCCGCAGCUGCCACAGGUGGAGCUGGCGGUGUCUUCGCCCCUGGAGCCUCCAGCGCCGCUCCCGUUGCUUCGACCCAGACCACUCUCGUCACUGUCACCGGGACGCCCUCCACACCUGUCAAAACGACAGCCGCUGCCUCCAAGCCUGCCGCCACUACUUCUGCUGCUGGCACUGGCACCUCGGGCGCCACACCCACCACUGCACCCGCCGCUGGUGGCUCUAGCUCCACCACAUGCUCCACCAACGGUGCCAUUCUCUGCAACGGUACCAGCCAAUUCGGCAUCUGCAACAAUGGAUCUGUCGUGUGGCAGGCCGUCGCCGCUGGAACAACUUGCUCCAACGGCACUAUCUCAAAGCGCGCCUACAACGGGCGUGUCGUCCGCCGCCACCGCCGCAGCUUUGUUGGCCACGUCCACAAGCACUAA